AACUCAGCAAGGCAACCUAUCCUAGAAUAGGUCGAUUUGUUUGAUUUAUUGGAGUGUUUAUUUGCUCAAGAAUAUACACAUGUUAUUCAGAAGUUCACCAUAUCCAUAUCUAAUGUUUGUGUUUUUGCAUACAUGAUAAAUCUAGUUUGAGUUUUGGUUUAGUUGAAGAAAAUCUUGUGUUUUGUUUCUUCUGUUUGAAAGGCUUAUUUUUAUCUAGAAAUAUAAGAUGAGAUUAUCUUGUGAAAAGUUCGUUGAGCUGGUUCGUUUUACCAAAAAUGCUGAGUUUUUCCUUGUUAUUCAAAAAAUAAAGAAAUAAAGCAAAUUACAAGAAAAACCAUCAUAACUUGGUGAAAUUCUGGGCGAUUUCUACAACUUUAAAAAAAUGGUCAAUUACUGCAUGUUAUAAUUUUGACAUUUUUUUCAACCUAAUCUCAUAUUUGAGAGAAAUUAUAUUUGAUGUGGCAAACAGAAAUGUUAACUAAAUGUUGCUUUUUAAUACACUUAGUAAGUCACAUAUUUAAUUUUUAUAAAUGUAAAUGCCAUGUUAAUAAAUUCAUAAAGACGUUAUAAAAAAUUUCAGCAGAAGGGGGUAUCACUCAAAAGUAUCCACAACUUGGUUUGAGUUCAGUAGUAUCAAUAUGAAUGCAUAUAUUUCAUUGCAAUGCUUUUGCUUUUACUUUUACUUUUACUUUAGUUUCAAUGGAUUCAGUUAGUGGUUACUUGUUUUGCAAAAAUAAAAUACUUAAACAAGCUACAAAAAAUUGUUGGCGAAAAUGAACCCCCCAUGGCUCUUUCUAUUUGAAAAUAGGAAAAAAAAAUUAAGGAUCUUAUCACCUUUGAUUCAAUUUCUCUUUUAAUAUGAAGAAUUUAUGCUCAUGGAGUUUUAAAGGCCAAAAUACCAAAUUUAUCAAGAACAUUUUUACAUCAUCACAACUCAUCAGGUCGGAAUCAGAAAUGAAAUUGGGAGUAGUAUCCAAUAAUGGAAUAAAACCAAUAUAAUACGUGUUCUAGAGUGGUAGUUUGAAGUUUGUAUAAGAGAAGGAAAACAAUGAGCCUCCCAAAGAAUUGUUACACAAUUAAGCCCAGAUUUUAAACCUAAUAUAUAUGAAACAAAAAUUUAUUUUACACCAUUUAAACUUGAUUUACAAGAAAUUAAAGAAUUAAAGUACUAUUUUCGUCCCACUCAAAAUGUCCACAUUAUUGAGUGACACAUGAUUCUAGGAGAAGUUGUUAGAUGGAGUAAGUAGAAAGAAAAAUGUAGAAUAUUUUAAUGGCGAGAGAUAAGAGAAUGAUUUAAUUCUAAAUAUAGAAAGUGAACAUAUUGAGUGAGACAAAUUAAAAAGGAAAAAAAAUGGACACUUGAAUGAGACGGAAGGAGUAAAACAUACUCCUUCGGUGCACGUUACUUGAGUCACUUUUUUUUACAUUUGUUUUGUAAAAAUUAAAAUAUUAAAGUGAAGAGAAAGUAAAGUAAAGUAAAAGAGAGAAUUGUGUUACUAUUUCUAAGAUUUUCUUAUUUUACCAAAAAAUAUAGUAGUAUCUGUUAGUAUUUACAAAAAGGAUGAUUUCUUCAUGAAAUAAAAAGAGGAAUUAUUAGUACGCAUAAAUAGAAACGACGACGACACAUCUUAUCCUCGGAGAAGAUGGGAAUAAAUGUGUUGAGCUUGGCGACACCAACAAUCGUAAACCCAAUAAUCAACAACGGGAUGCAUAAAUUCGCCAAGAUCGAGUCACCAAACAACAAGCUUCAACUCCGCCGCGCCGGAUUUCCCAACACUAGAACUAGAAGACUCCGUUGCUCGAUUCGCGACGAACAACACCUGGAUUCACCUCAAGAACUCAGGGUUCCUAGCCAUUGGUUGGAGCCUCGUAGAGCCGCUGAGGAAUCGGCAUGGCUAAGAGAGACGCUGCAGAAGUGGUUGGACGAGGAGUACUGCCCUGAGGCGACGAACGUAGAAAUAAGCAAGAUUGCGGGUGAUUCACUGUACAAAUCGUUGGUGGAAAAACGAGCUGAUUUGGGAGAGAUCCUCUUGAAAAUGGCUCUUGAACUGGAGUCCAUAUCCUACCAAGAUAGCUUCCAUGGAGCCUUCUCCUCAGCAAAUGCAGCUGUUAAUCUUAUUGUUCAGCGAAUAUUGCAGGACUAAUCUAUCAAUAUAUGUAUAUAUUGCUUAGAAUCUAUGGAGUGGAAAUUAUUGUUGAUGGAUUCAAUUCUCAUGUUUUGUCA
Molecule: messenger RNA, 2224 nt
Organism: Salvia splendens (bonfire salvia)
Lineage: Eukaryota; Viridiplantae; Streptophyta; Magnoliopsida; Lamiales; Lamiaceae
Product: plant/protein
Exons: 2
Coding region: 1644-2144 (166 amino acids)
Source: RefSeq, a predicted model, not a curated record